CGCCGCUCGUCUCUGGACGCAGUUGUUGGCGCUCCCUGGCUCAGUGCCACCUCACAGUGCCAUACUGAGCGGCUCCUCGCAGUGUUUUCUUGCGUCCACCUACAGUCAAUAAUCGGAGGCCAUCUUUAAAAGUCUUGAACAUAGAGAACUUUGUGUAGUCUACUGAUGAGACUUUGUGGUGAUAAGACUCUGGAAGACUAACGCGGGAUAUAAAACAUUUGAUCUGAGUAUCACGGGUUCACCAUGGAUCCCGGUAAGAUAUUCCAGAUCAUCACCAACAGCACACUCUUGG
Molecule: messenger RNA, 292 nt
Organism: Homarus americanus (American lobster)
Lineage: Eukaryota; Metazoa; Arthropoda; Malacostraca; Decapoda; Nephropidae
Product: putative neural-cadherin 2
Biological process (GO): homophilic cell-cell adhesion
Cellular component (GO): plasma membrane
Molecular function (GO): calcium ion binding
Source: RefSeq, a predicted model, not a curated record